UCUUCACUCCAAGUUGGCAGGAGCAGCAGCCAAGCAGUCUGCUAGGGAUGACAGCAAAGGCUCUUCUCUUCCUGACUUUUAAAAUAAUAGUCGGUAUUCAGAGUGGUUUUCUGGGGUAAAAUCAUCUACUUUUCUGCUUAUUCAGGAUCCUAACAAGUCAGCCGCUACACUGACAAUAACAGGCAUGGUAUUGGAAAUGCCAAAUUUAAAAGUGGGUCACACUCCUAGCAUUCAUGAAUCCCCGUUUUCUAGAAUUCGCAGCACAGCUGCACCUCCCUCCAGCACUGCUCCUGCAUCUUGUGAGUACGUGCUUAGCUGUUUCUGCCCCCAGCUUCUAAACUAGUUUGUAAAUUUCUGAGCGUGGGGGACGGUCUGACUCACCUGAGCAGCAGCGGCAACACUGGCUGCUUCCCCUUCCGUGGGAUAGGUUCCAGGUUUAACUGAUGAUGUCAAGUCAGACUUUGAGUUGAGCAGUGCCAGUCGCUGACCUCCAUCAUCACUGCUUUGGGAAAGAGAAUGGUAUCAUUAAGUCUAGGUUGCAGGUAGCAGAGACUACUAACACUAACUUAAGGUUUCAUAUGAGGGAUCUGAAUCCUCACUCUCCUGCUGUCACCUCGGACUUUCGUCACUGUUGUCUCCAACCACUCAACGUCUCUUACCUGCAGGCUGGCCUCCACAUUCAUCUUUUAAUUUUGAAAGCCUCAGAACACCUUGGACCACUUCUUUGGAAAACUUUUCUCCCAGCAACAAGUCAUUCACUGCGAUCCUCCUCAGCAUAGCCACGUUUGAGUUUUCCAAGUCUAAACAGGACUGCCUUUGAUUUUCCCAUGAAGCUGCAUCACCGCCUGUCCAUCUUACUGGUGGUCACUCUUGUGCCAGCUGCUCUGGGUUUGGAAGAUGUGGCUCCACUGGGAGCGAAUCAGAGUUCUUACAAUGCAUCAUUUCUCCCAAGCUUUGAACUCUCGGCAGGUUCCCACUCAGGUGAUGAUGUCAUUAUAGUCAAAGAGGGAACAAAUGUUUCACUGGAGUGUCUUCUCACGGUGGAUCAGUAUGGAGAAGUCCACUGGUACAACUCAAAAGGACAGCAGCUGCACAGCAGAGGUGGAAAAUGGUUGGUUUCUGAUAACUUCCUAAAUAUCACCAGCGUAGCCUUUGAUGACCGUGGGCUCUAUACAUGUAUCAUCACUUCUCCAACACGUGCCUCCUACUCCAUCACCCUCCGUGUGAUCUUCACCUCUGGAGACAUGAGUGUCUACUAUAUGGUUGUCUGCCUGAUCGCCUUCACAAUCACACUCAUCCUGAAUGUCACUCGGCUGUGCCUGAUGAGCACCCAUCUCCGCAAGACUGAGAAGGCCAUCAAUGAGUUCUUCAGGACUGAGGGGGCUGAGAAACUCCAGAAGGCCUUUGAGAUUGCAAAGCGUAUCCCCAUCAUCACCUCAGCCAAAACCCUCGAGCUUGCCAAGGUCACACAGUUUAAGACCAUGGAGUUUGCCCGAUAUAUUGAGGAACUGGCCAGAAGUGUCCCUCUCCCGCCCCUUAUUCUGAACUGCCGGGCCUUUGUUGAGGAAAUGUUUGAGGCUGUUCGAGUGGAUGACCCUGAUGACAUGGGAGAGAGAAUUAAAGAGAGACCUGCUUUGGAUGUUCAAAGUGGCAUCUAUGUGAUUAACCCAGAGCUAGGCCGAAGUAACUCUCCUGGUGGAGAUUCAGAUGAUGGUUCUCUAAGUGAGCAAGGACAGGAGAUAGCAGUGCAGGUGUCUGUCCACCUUCAGUCAGAGACCAAAAGCAUUGGGACAGAUUCUCAAGACAGUAGUCAUUUCAGCCCACCCAGUGACCCUGCACCUGCUGAGAGCAGCAUUCACCACAGAGUGAGCAUAUGACAACUGACAGCUUGCCCAGAGCUCAAGAAAAGAGCCUGGCUAUGAGAACAUAACAUUAUUGUGAAAUGACCAGGGUCUUCCCUUUAACCUUAAACACACCACAGCGUGAAUUGCCAAAGUCAUUGUGAAAGGGCAGCAUUUUUCUGAUAUUUGGUCAUUUUCAUUAAGGUUGCUAGAGUGAUGUAUGUUAAAAUUGAAAGGUGCCUGGGCCUGAGUAAGACUUCUGGUCACAGUUUUUCUAUGGCUCAUGUGUGACACAUUGAAGCCUGAGUUUCCCCAUCAGUGGAAUCAGUGAUUUGUUCUCGUUGAGUUGAGACUUCAACCAAAACUUCUUACCUACUACACCUCUAAGUCAGCCUUUCACUAGACCUUUGGUCCAUCCUUUGAGACUUUAUUCUGCACUCUAAUUGUCUACACCAAUGCCAGACGUGGAGAUGCUCUCUGCCCUGGGGAGUGAACGUGUGCUGGUGCAGGUUUUAAGUGAGGUACCACUUAGUUACACAGAUCUAGAAAGUGAAAGUCACUCUCACUGGGCGUGGUAGCUCACACCUUUAAUUCCAGCACUAGGGAGACAGAGAUGGGCAGAUCCCUGAGUUCCAGGCGCAAACCCAGGACAGCCAGAGCUACACAGAGAAACCCUGUCUCAAAAACAAAAGGAGAAGAAGAAAACCACUCCGUGAGAAAUGUAUUCUUCUUGGGACUACAUCCUGUCUUUUUAGCUUACCGAAACCUUAAGUCCAUCGAGGCUGGCCUUGAUGUCCCCAAGGGAAAAUGUUUUUGGUGUUUUGUGAACAAGAACUGUGUCAAGUCACCUCUCUGGAAAAUCAUCAGUUUUGAUACUUUUUAAUAAUGUCUCAGGCUUUCUCUUUUUAGACGAACCAAAUUCCCAGGUGGGCUUUGUGUAGGUCUAGAACUGCAAAAUCCGCUUCAACCUGGUGCUAAAGGUGACACGCCUCUUCUUGUCGUGUUGAGACUCAGUGGUAGUGUUUUGGUUCUUCGGAUAUAUCCUUUUGAGUGAGGGCUCUUUUGUAGCCUUUCUACCUGAAAUCAGAUGAGAGCAUUGUGCUCAGUGCAUUAUUACAUUAAAACGGGCAAUCGAGACCUAAGCAGGGAAAUGACAAGUGAUGGUGCUGCCCGCCUCAUCUGGAUGCAGUGAGCACUGAAGCUGGCUGGCCCCUCCUGCUGGCUGAGAGUGACGUGACAGAUUGUAAAUAGUCUUCCCAAUCAUUCCCUCCGCUGUAGGAAUCGCGUGCCAUAGAUCUUUAACAUCGUGGCUGUGGAGCUCAUUGUGACGCUUCACUUCAUUUGGCUUCUGGUUGUGGGAGAUUUGCUUGAGCUAGAAGGUCCUGAGGGAAAUGUAAAGUGUCAAACAGAGGACAGCAGGAGAUUCAAAUUGUAACCAGUGAGCUCAGUGACUGCCUUUGUUAGGCUCAUCAGAUAGGACACCUCCACUCUAGACAAUGUGAACGAAUCAGUGUGCAGCUUUAUCAAGUGGCAUAUGGAUAAUAUGGUAAUUCUGCCUUUUCUGUCUCUCAGGCUGUUUCCAUGGAAACCUCCAGGGCCAAACAAAAGCUACCAAUCAUUCAGCCAAAAGCUUGCCUUGGCUCAGAGAUGUGAGUUUCUUUAAGGAAAGCUGUUUUCCUAUAUUUGGCUGAGAAUAAGGGCUCUUAAACAUAUCCCAAGUUACAGAACAUGAUUUCCCUUCCUACUGUUCUUUGGACAUAGUAUGGGGUCAGUCUCCUGAAUUUCCCUCAGAUCUGGAUUCCUUUGCCUGAUAAAGCAAGGUUGGGGUCAUUUCUUAUAAUGAAGUCUGUUGCCUUAAAUACUGGGUUUACCCCCACGUGUUCCUAGAAGGGACAUUAAUGACUUGAACUUUAAGGUAGACAUAUUGAGUGACCAGAAUUUCAGAAAAUGAUACUUUGCAAAAGUGGAAAAUACCAAAACAGUUGGGUAAGCUUACAGAAUUUAUAUAGGCCACUCCACCAUAGCCUGCGUCAGUCAUCACAGAAACAUAAAACAGACACUCAAUGUGGUGGGACACAGCUGUACUUCCAGCACCUGGGAGGCAGAAGCAGGAGGAUUGCAAGUGCUAAGCCAGCCUGAGCUAUCUAACAAGAUCCUGUCUCAAAAAGCUAACCAAUAGGCAUCUAUUUGAGGGUGGGGGUCAAUUUUCCUGCAUGCACUAAGCCUGGACUUGAUCCAGUAGUAUCCUAACCAGUGGCCAAUGCAACUGCCCUGCUUUGAGCCUUCCAAGUUCUGUUAAAAUGGGGUAGGGUCAAACUCAGGAGGAAUGGCACACCUAUAAACGCUACUUUUCAAAGUGAAGAGGACAACUGUUAAUAUUUUCUAUGUCUAAUCAAACCAAAUGAAUUUAAUCUCACCUUUUUUACCUUAGGAACUUAAAACCACAGUCUGAAAGUCUGUUACCAGCUGGUGUCAUUAUCUUUCUGUAUGGCUGAAUUUUAUAGAUUAGUUUUGUUUUGUUUUAAAUGCCUUUGAACAGCAAAAUAUGUCUAAAAUAGGUCUGUGGUGUCAUUAUCUUUCUGUAUGGCUGAAUUUUAUAGAUUAGUUUUGUUUUGUUUUAAAUGCCUUUGAACAGCAAAAUAUGUCUAAAAUAGGUCUGUGGUGUCAUUAUCUUUCUGUAUGGCUGAAUUUUAUAGAUUAGUUUUGUUUUGUUUUAAAUGCCUUUGAACAGCAAAAUAUGUCUAAAAUAGGACUGUUGCCGUAUUGUGAAUUCUGUAUCAUCAUUUAAUGAACUUCAGUGUCCUUACAGAAUUAAAUAGUGGCUUCAUAAAAUAGAUCUACCAAAAGUUGCCAUUUCAGCAUCUUCAUAUACUCCUUCCACACAUGCACUCUUUAAGUUGAUGCCCUGUUGUGUUUAGAACAGUUUGAUAACCCCAGUCCUCAAAGCCAUGUCUAAUAUGGCUUAAAUUUUUUUUUUAAAAAAGCAGGACUUGCCUUACUGUCCAACCUGGCUUCAAACAUGUUAUCCUCCAGUCUCAGUCUGGAUACUAGAAUCAUGCAUGCACUGCACUGCCAUGCCAGCCUUCAUCUGCCUUUGUUCAAUAGGUAGCCUAGACUAGCCUUGAACUUGGAGUAGUCCUCUUGCUUCUGCUUCACAAACACUAAGGUUACAAGUGUAUGUCACUAUGCCUGCCUUUUAGGCUUACUUCUUGAGUCAAGCCCAGUGAGCUUGUCUGUUUCCUGUCCACUACACAUUGAUAUAAACAUGGUAAGAACUGCUGACUCUGGGACAAUCGUGAGAAAGCCCCCUCUGCUACUUUGCCUCCCUUCCACAUGCUAAAGGUCAGAUCCCCAUCUGCAUGCCACUUCCUCUUCAGUUGCACAACCUCAGGAGCCCAUGGGCCAAUGCUUCCGACAUCCUACAUGUGGUUUCACCCUACAACAGACUAAGCUGGAUCCCUGACUGACCCAGGAGGCUGCGUGCAUACUGUCUAGAGCCUCACUCAGCACAAUGCUGGCCUCAUCCCCACACCAGCCAUUGUAACUAUAAUGUAUCCUCGUUCCAGAGCCAGUCUUCUCAUCUAGGCAGGAAUGUGACAACACUCAGCCUCGUGAAAACCUCUGGGUGCGUAUGAACCUGUCACACAAAAGGGAAUGAGUGUUGUUUGAUAGUACUUGUAUCCCAACAAUUAUUUUUAAUAAAAUUUGCAUUUAAAAAGUCA
Messenger RNA from Mus pahari (shrew mouse), 5563 nucleotides. RefSeq names its product microfibril associated protein 3 (gene Mfap3). Bases 828 to 1877 code for a protein of 349 amino acids. NCBI's taxonomy places the organism in Eukaryota, Metazoa, Chordata, Mammalia, Rodentia, Muridae. The transcript is spliced from 3 exons. The record is from RefSeq and is a predicted model, not a curated record.